GAAACCGUCUAACCUAACAUUUCGUACUUACACACGUCAAACCUUUCAACCACAUGGGAAAGUACAAGUAAUGGUUCAAUACCACAAUAAUCAAAAUCCCACAUUAGAGGAUCUAUACGUAGUGCCUGAGGGGAAAUCGAUAAACAGACCAGUAAAAAAUUAACACAAAUCCAUAGUGAUUACAUAAAUUCAAUUGAGUCGGUGCGUGAACAAUUUCCCAAUAUCUUCGAACAAAAAGUGGGAUGCGUUCCGAAUGUAGUGAUUAAGUUAGCGCUUCGCGAUAAUGUCAAACCUGUGUACACACGAGAACGGAGUGUUGCAUAUGCGUUACGCGAUAAAGUUAGUCACGAAUUAGAAAUGUUAGAAUCUGCCGGAAUUAUAAGUAAAUGUGAUGUAAGUGACUGGGGUUCACCACUUGUGGUGGUACAAAAACCACAAGGAGGAGUGCGGCUUUGUGUCGAUUAUAAAGUUGCCGUAAAUGACAGUUUAGUGAACGUGAACUACCCCAUUAAGCGCGUAGACGAAGUCCUUAACAGUUUGCGGGAUUCGUCUUACUUCUGUAGACUCGACCUUUAUAAGGCAUAUUUACAUUUACGUGUAGACAAAGACAGCAGUGUAAUACAAACUAUGUCUACCCACCAGGGGACAUAUCAUGUAAAUCGUUUGAGUUUCGGAAUUAAAACGGCUCCAGCUGAGUUUAACCGAGUCAUUGAUCAGAUUCUACGGGACUGUCCAAAAACAACCUCAUAUUUUGACGACAUAAUUGUGCAUGGUAACUCUUACAAAGAAUGCUACAGCAAUUUAAUUAAAUGCUUAACCAAAUUGCAAGAAAACGAUCUUCACCUGAACGAGGCAAAGUGCAGUUUUUUUCAGAACGAAAUCGAGUAUCUAGGAUACAUCAUAAGAAAAAACACCAUUGCAAAGUCACCCGAUAAGGUAAAAGCCAUAUUGAACAUACCUAAUCCGAAAAAUGUUGCAGAUGUCCGGCGAUUUCUCGGCAUGAUAACUUAUUACGCAAGAUUACUCCCAAAUCUAUCGAGCAUGACUGCACCUUUACGAAAAUUAUUACAACACGAUAAUCAGUUCUUAUGGAAUCAAGAGUGCAACCAAGCAUUCAACAAUUUGAAAAUGGAAAUUGCCAGUGACCGAGUUGUUGUACCGUAUGACCCCGAGCAACCAGUUUUAUUAACCACCGAUGCCAGUCCAUAUGGAAUUGCAGCUGUGUUAUCCCAUUCUACAGCCAACGAUGAACGUCCAAUUGCAUUUGCGUCCCGAUCCUUAACCAGGGCCGAGCAGAAUUAUUCCCAGCUCGAUCGAGAAGCAUUGGCGAUCGUUUAUGGUGUUAGUCAUUUUCAACAGUAUUUAAUUGGAAAAAGCUUUACAUUGAGCACCGACAAUCAACCUUUAGUGCGGAUUUUUAACUCGAAAUCAAAAGCAUCGAAAACCACAUCGUCACGCCUCAUUCGCUACGCUUCAUUUUUAUCAACGUUUGAUUAUAAAGUACAGUUUAAGAAAGGCAUCGAUAACACCAACGCUGAUUGUUUAUCACGAGCACCACUACAUGAUGACAAAGGAAAAAUUGAAACAGCAUUUGACGAAGAACUCGAUCAAGUUAACCACGAACAGGUAUUCAAUAUCUCGACAGACCAAAUGGGAUAUGAGCGUAUAAAGUACGAGACUGGAAGGGAUUCCGAACUGUGCAAAAUUAUCGAACAAAUGAAGACUCAACGCAUCGAAUCUGAAUUCCUUUUAAACGACGGAGUCUUAUACAGGAGCCAUAGGAUUGUCAUACCGAAGACAAUGCAAGCUGAUAUUUUAAACGACUUACACUCAACACACCUAGGGAGCACCAAAAUGAAACAGCUGGCACGACGCUAUUGUUAUUGGCAAAACAUCGACAAAGAAAUUGAAAACAUCGUUCGAGCAUGUGAAGAAUGCAAGAAAAGGCUCCAUUCACCACCCAAAGCUGAAGUUCAUCGCUGGGAACUACCUCAAGAGAAUUGGGACAGAGUACAUAUCGACUACGCAGGACCCAUCGAUCAUGUCUACAUCCUCUUAUGCAUAGAUGCGAAGUCAAGGUGGGCCGAAAUGGAAGUCCUACGAGAACAUCCUAAUUCAGAAAACACCAUGGAACUUUUAAACAGAAUUUUCUCUCGAAAUGGAUAUCCAAAAGAAAUGGUAUCAGACAAUGCCACAAUUUUCACGAGUAACGAGUUCAGAACGUAUUGUAAGAAUAACGCUAUUUUCCAAAAAUUUAUCGCACCAGGACAUCCUGCCACGAACGGACUGGCCGAGAGAAAUGUACAAACUCUCAAAAACAAAUUAAAAUCAAUGUCAACGGAAAGGAUCCCAUUGGAAACAAAAAUUAUGAAAAUAUUAUUCCGAUAUCGAGCGACACCGUUACUAAAUGGAAAGACACCAGCAGAACAAUAUUUAAACAGAAAAUUCAGAAUCCGUUUAGACUCAAUGUUUCUUCAUAUUCCUACACCGAAUCAAGACCUGCAAAAACGUCGUGCACGUUCACAUCAAGCGGGAGAGGACAUUGUAGCCGAAUUUUACAUACAAAACAAACGGACCUGGAAGCCAGGAACGGUAGUAAAAUGCCUAGGGAAAUUACAUUACCUUGUCCGAUUAGAAAACGACCGAAUAGUGAAACGACACGUAAACCAGCUCAGAAGAAAUGCACCUAAGCAAGUAACCUUCAACCUACCAGAGGAGCCACAAAUCCAAAAACCAUUGGAAUAUGAAGAAGAAUACCAACCUGCCAUUUUACCACGUAGUUUAGAUCGACAAGAAAUGGAGCAGAUUCUGAUUCCAGAAGCAGAUCGUCCAGAACCACCACGAAGAUCAAAUCGAAACCAUAGACCACCACCCUACCUGAGCGAUUACCAGAUGAAUUAUAUAGCAGGGGAGACUGUAGUGAAUAUUAAGAGGUCUCCACUGGAGAAAAAAACAAGCGUACCAACUGACGCUUCCAGUUAGUUUUUUUUGUACGUGCAGUGACAUGUUAGAUUUUUAAUGUGAAUAAAAAUAUAUAACUUU
This is a messenger RNA of Photinus pyralis (common eastern firefly), 3042 nucleotides long. RefSeq lists its product as uncharacterized. The transcript is spliced from 2 exons. The record is from RefSeq and is a predicted model, not a curated record. Gene Ontology annotation, molecular function: nucleic acid binding. Lineage: Eukaryota; Metazoa; Arthropoda; Insecta; Coleoptera; Lampyridae. Bases 358 to 2982 code for a protein of 874 amino acids. Gene Ontology annotation, biological process: DNA integration.